AUGGAGGCAAAGGAACUCGUUGAUCGAAUGCCAAUGAAAGCUGGUCCAAGCAUAUGGGAAGCCUUGCUAGUUGCUUGCCAAACACGUAAGAACUUCGAACUUGGGAAGAUUGCAGCCAAGGAACUGUUUGUGUUGGAGCCAAAGAACAAUGGGAAUUAUGUUCUGCUUUCAAACAUGUAUGCUGAAGUUGGGAGGUGGGAAGAGGUGAACAAUUUGAGAACUCUUUUGAAGAAUCAAGGUGUGAAGAAGAACCCUGGAUGUAGUUGGAUUGAGAUCAAUGGAAAAGCCCAUCAAUUUUUUGGCGGAGAAACAAGUCACACACACAGUGAAGAGGAGAAAGAACAAUGCCUCAGUACACAUAGUGAGAAUCUGGCCAUUGCUUUUGGGCUUCUUAACACUAGCCCUGGAACAAUUCUUUGA
This is a messenger RNA of Telopea speciosissima, 420 nucleotides long. Its product is annotated as pentatricopeptide repeat-containing protein At1g20230-like. Gene Ontology annotation, molecular function: zinc ion binding; RNA binding. Gene Ontology annotation, biological process: RNA modification. Lineage: Eukaryota; Viridiplantae; Streptophyta; Magnoliopsida; Proteales; Proteaceae. The record is from RefSeq and is a predicted model, not a curated record. The transcript has 2 exons. Bases 1 to 420 code for a protein of 139 amino acids.